ACGUCGUAGUCACUCACUGGCUGGUGUGCCAGCCAGACAGUCGAUUGAGCGGUCCAAUAAAAGCGAAAUCAUAUCACAACGCAUUAUUUGUUAUUAAACACCUCGUAAAAAGUGGCAAUAUUGCCUAAUGAUUCUUGAUAUCGCCAGCGGUAUCUUGUGUGGCGAUGAAAGGCUGUAGUUUGGCGACAUUCAGUUACUAAGCGGCGCAUUCGUUUCCUCUCACUACGAAUAACUGCGUGUUAUUCGUGGAAUAGUACGCAACGUUGAUUGACCCAUUCUACUAAUCACCGCCCGGGGCCCAGGUGUACGCAAGGAUGGGGGCCUCACAUCCUGAGCAAGAGCUAUCACUCUACGAUCGUUCGUUACUACUGGAUCUGGAUUUUUCUCGAUCGCCAGCAAAGUUUAGUCCACCCAUUUCAGCCGCAAAUCCCGGAGAACCAUGGAUGAAGGUGCGUCCUUUGCAGAGCGGAGAUUUCCAUCGCGGUUUCCUCCAAAUCUUGUCACAACUGACCUCGGUUGGCGAUGUGUCUUUGGCGCAAUUUUUGAACCGCUUUGCUCAAAUGCGUGCAAGUGGAGAUUACUACGUAACAGUAAUAGUGGACAGCCGUUAUGAUAAAAUCAUCGGUAGCGCAACCCUAGUGCUGGAGCAUAAAUUCAUUCACGGAUGUUCCGUCCGAGGGCGGCUUGAAGACGUCGUAGUAGAUGACACAUACCGUGGUAAACAGCUCGGUAAACUUAUCGUGGUCACGGUUUCGCUACUCGCCCAACGACUCGGUUGCUACAAGAUGUCACUGGACUGCAAAGAUAAGCUGAUUCCUUUCUACAAAUCGAUCGGUUACGCUCUGGAACCAGGCAACGCCAACACGAUGAACAUCCGCUACGAGCAAAGCAAUACCGUCACGCCCAAUCGCACUGCUGCCAAUGAACCGCCGGAAAUAAUCGAUCCAUCUUGACAAUUAGCCGCCAGUACUGCUACGAAAAAAUCCAAACUGUAAACCAUUGCUAACCGGAAACACUCAAACAGAAAGCUACCAUCUUUUCUGUUCUUUUUAAAGCUCAGUUUAAUUUUGAAAAAAAUAUCGUUUAAAUAUAUAAAAGAGCUUCACAUGUUUUUCCAACUCAAACUGACUUAUAUAGCUCUUCAGUGAUACACAAAUCACUAAGGCUACAUAAGCUCUACGCAAUGGAUGUUGAAAUGAUUCAAUAAUAGGAUUUCAAUUGGAUUUUUAGCGCAGCAGUAUCUGGCACAUAAUUGGCUUUUUAUUCGAUUAACUUCACUGUAUGUUAAAUUACCACCUCGAAGCUAAGCUACUUUUCUUUCUGGUGAUCGUGCUUCCUUAACUUUUGCGAAUUGGGCUAAUACACAUAUGAUAAACCAUUUUAUUAAAUAAGUGAAAAAUGUCAAAUUAAAAUUUUUAAAAUGUUGAGUUAAUAAACUUACAAUGCAGUCUGGACUAUAAAAUAA
Armigeres subalbatus is the source of this 1465-nucleotide messenger RNA. RefSeq names its product probable glucosamine 6-phosphate N-acetyltransferase (gene Gnpnat). Gene Ontology annotation, molecular function: glucosamine 6-phosphate N-acetyltransferase activity; monosaccharide binding. Gene Ontology annotation, cellular component: Golgi apparatus; endoplasmic reticulum; endoplasmic reticulum-Golgi intermediate compartment. Gene Ontology annotation, biological process: UDP-N-acetylglucosamine biosynthetic process. Lineage: Eukaryota; Metazoa; Arthropoda; Insecta; Diptera; Culicidae. The coding region runs from base 315 to 953 and encodes 212 amino acids. The transcript is spliced from 4 exons. The record is from RefSeq and is a predicted model, not a curated record.